Molecule: messenger RNA, 1641 nt
Organism: Prorocentrum cordatum
Lineage: Eukaryota; Dinophyceae; Prorocentrales; Prorocentraceae
Source: the annotation of a GenBank genome assembly
AUGCCGCCGCGACCCAAGGGCAAGGCUAAGGCCAAGCCGGCCGCUGUCGCUCCCCCCAACCUCAACUCGAACACGCCGAUCUACUCCGACUUCGAGACGAAGCUGGCCAAGAUCAAGGGGCACCCGCUCUUAGCGAACAUCGAGGAUGAGUCCGUGCUGACCAUCCCGCAGGGCGGCAGGAUGGCCCCUUUCGACGCGCAGAACUACAAGACGUGCAUGGAGCAGAACAGCGAAUAUCAGUGCGCAGGCAACUUCUUUUGGCAGAACGUGAUGGUAUCACCUACGCCGUCUGUCACCAUCCUCAAGAAGAAUAUCCGCGACGUCGGCAAUAUGAACUACCCCGACCCCUCGCAACCAGUGCGCUUCAUCCCUCACACGAUCAACAUCGGCAUCCCUUCCGUCGACUUCGACCCGACGGCGCACAUGGGGAGCCUCUCGCGCAUCUCGCCGUGCGAGUACGUGCUCGCAGCGAUCGACCGCUGCUCCAUGGCAAUCGACGCUGAAGCUGAUGAUGCUACGAUCUUGAGCUGGAAGGCGUCUUUCCGUUCGUGUCACUUCAUCUUCAAGGCUAGGGCGUCGCCAAAUCCGCCCCGUCUUGGGCCUCAGGACUGCCUGGCCCAAGCUGGGAUGGGCCAGGGCUGGCCUUGGCGUUGGUUUGGGUCGGCCCCGAAGUUGAUCGACAUUGAAAACAUCCGUUUCGAGUCGAUGAACCUCCGCGAGAAGGCCAUCGGCGACGCAGCAACAGUCACAUGGACAGCCCUGCAGAAAGUGCAGAUAGUCAUGAACGAGGCCGCGAGGAUGCAACACCCCAGUGCCAAAAAGGUUGCUGCUCAGUUCGAGAAGAGGGUUAACUUCGCUCCCAGCUCUGAAAAGUUCGCUGAAGGAUUCGUGGACGCGGCGAUGACCAUCAACAACAGGAUGCUGAGCAUCCCGGCAUGCAGGGUGCUGCUGACCAAACUCGACAACGACAUGGGCACCAACGGCCCUCUGAACUCGGUCUACAAGCUCCAAGCGAUCGUGUCUAAAGGCCGGACGUCGGCCGCCAUCGAGAACAUCACUACCUACCUGGUGUUUGGGUUCGAGUGCGGCCACUACGAGAUCGAAGACCUAUCCGUGAGCAAGCUGCGCAAUGGCCAAGUGGAGCUGAUGAUACUCAAGAGGAGCAUGCUGUCCUACUUCAUGGACGUGUCGUUUCACGAGCUGGGCUUCCCGCCCGACGACGUCAGCCUGAUCCGGCGCAGCUACCAGGACACGGAUGCGGUCAAGGCCUGGGCCAAGGCCCCCACAAACGAGAGGCAGCCAGAUCUCUUCUGGAAGGCUAGCCUUUGCAAGCCCUCGAACCUCUUCAGCGAGUUCAUUGAGAGCAUGGUGUACGACGUCAAGUACGACGCCAACCUGAAGCACGCCUUGAAGUAUAGCAAGACGCCGCAAAAUAUCCUCAGCGACUACCAGGGAAUCGAGGAGACCUACAACGAUACCCUGGCGGAACUCGAGAAGUUCAACGCGCAGAGGGCGGUCAGCGGCUCCGACCCCAGGGGCAGGGUCGCCGAUGCCCCCGAGGAAGCGGAGCCAGAGACACUCGACACCAAGGAGCGGCUGGGCAAGCAGCUGGGCGAAGUCAAGGAUGCGAUUGACGCCGCA